UUACCUUGCCGAUCAGAAGCGUGGGCGCAUCGGCAUCAACGGCUGUUCGUGUUUCACUUCGCGUUUAAAGUCUCGGUUUCGCAAGUGUUUCCAAAUUUAGAAGAAUAUAAACAUGAAAGCUGACUCCAGCGAAUGCUGAGUGAAGAUGGAUUCCGACGACGACGGCGUCAUACUGCCGAAUUCGCCGUUGUACGUUCACCUCACCGAGGCCGGCUUCGAGCUUCCUGACACGGAUGUUGCAUUCGCGCAGUCUUCUGAUGAUCGACGUCCAACCUUGGAGAAAACAUGUCGUCUGCCUCGUUCCAAGAUACUCUCAUUUAUGCCAAAUGUGCUCACUCUUUUUUCAAGUGGGCUGUGCAAAGCCAAGUCUGCAGUGCUACACUCAUUUCACAACUUUGAUGGAGAACCUUUUUUAGAAAGUGUUCUGGGAAGUCCAUGUCUUGAUGAGGAAGACCAGCGGUUUCUGAGAAAUCUUCUUGAAGCCAGAGAUUUGAGUGUAAAAAAAGAAAAUUUCCAAGGCAGCUUCUACACCUACAGCAUUGUUGCUGCUGUCGUCGUGUGCCUUGUCGCGAGGUGCCUGUCUGCAGAACAGCAAAGCCAUACCGAGGGCCUGCUGGUGGGAAUCGUGGCCUGCGCGUUGCUGCUGGCUGCCGGAAUGAUCAUUGUGAAGUACUGUCUCCUGCGUCAGUACAGAGCAAACAUCCAUGACCUGCUGUCCACGAUGCAAGAAACGCAAGUAAUGAUCAGGAAGUGCCUGCAGAUUAUCCAGGAAGCAGAAGUGGUGGCUCGUGGAUUUACCUUGGCUUCUCACAAUGUCCCUGUUCACCGAAUCGAGAUGAACAUGCUCAUGCCGAACUUGGAUCCUCAAAGACAGUGCCCCGAGCUGCGGAGGUCUGUGUUCCUGUGGACCCGAGAGCUCUUCCUCAUCGGGAAAAGUGCAACCUUAGAAGCCAUUGAGUCUGUUCCACUUGAAGGUGAACUCGACGUGAGCACCAUUUACCUGGCAUGCACAGCCCCUCAAGAUGUCAGCAAAGAGCUCUUUGCCCCACUCGGCAAAGCCCUUGAAGAAGGAACCGAAAAUUUUUCUCUUUCGGCUCUCAAGGCAAUGCUGUAUUUGAUGCACAUCCAGCACUCAGAGUUUCUCCGGAGGUUGUCCCUCAGUUUGAUGCCUGGAAUAAAGAAAAGCUGUAUCUUUGAUGCACUCUCACUGAAGACAAUCGUCGUUGACCUCAGAGCCAGCAUCCAAGCCCAGCUGAGGAACCUCAGCAACGCCUACCAGUUCUAUAAGAGUAGCCAGAUGACGGAGGAGCUCGAGAGCAGGCCACUGAGGAUGCUGCAGACAGCACCUCAUGAGCUUCACGUGGCUGCUCACAGCUUGGGGCUACAUUUGCAGGCAGCCUUGAAACGCACCCAGGCAGUUGAAAGCAUCACUGAGUCGAUCGGAGAGGAUGCUGAAAUGGAGUCACUGGAAAUCAAUCUCGGGUGCCUGCUGGCUGAAGUCAAAGCAGAGCUUGCGUCAAGCUGCAGCUGCCUCGAAGAGGUGCUUAUGCUGCUGGACAAGAGAUCAGCACCCAAGCCCGAUGAGAGCCCGACCCUGGAGCUUCCACCGCCUGUCACAAGCACUGGGCCAGUUGUAGUCAUAAACGAAGAUGACGUUCCUGUCAUUGAGGAUGAGAAACGUGAAGAGAAACCCAACAACGUAUUUGAAGCGCAGCUGCCAGACAAAAUUGAACCUGGUGAUGUUGAAGAAGGAGAUGACUAUGAUUUUCCUUCACAGAAGAAGCACAAAGAGGCCUCUGCUGUUGUGUUUAAGGAGCUGAAGAGCGUGCUUGUCAUCAAGGCCAAGGAGCAUCGCGAGCGAGAAAAAAAUGCACUAGCGCGUUCUGGAGUCGAGGGAGGGCAAUUUGACAAGCUAGGGUUUGUAGUGCCCGAAGCCGAGGGCCCCACCGAGAAUGACGGUCACGUCGGCGAUUGCUCUCCCGCAUUCGAAGAAGGGGUGAUGGCGAGGAGCACGACGCCAAUGCACAAGACUGCCAUGGGUGACGAGUGCUCCGAAAGUCCAGAGUUUCAGCUUGGCAAAGCUGGAGAAUCGGCAAAGCAGGAAAUUGCAAAAGAUGCCGUGGACCCUGCCGCUGGGUUCACACUACCGUCCUUCGAGGGAAUGUGCAUGCCUAAUCCACGGAACAUAGCCCUCAUGGCUGCAGUAAGGUCUCGGCAGCUGACGCGGAUGCCAGUCAGCACGUUUGAAGAUGGCAUGAGUGACAGUUCUUUGGAUGAAGAUGAACAGGAAUGUGAUGCGUGAAUACAGACAGGGACGUUAAUUUAUUAAAUUACAUUUACCACUACAGAA
Molecule: messenger RNA, 2350 nt
Organism: Dermacentor albipictus
Lineage: Eukaryota; Metazoa; Arthropoda; Arachnida; Ixodida; Ixodidae
Product: vezatin-like
Biological process (GO): cell-cell adhesion
Cellular component (GO): plasma membrane
Molecular function (GO): myosin binding
Source: RefSeq, a predicted model, not a curated record